Messenger RNA from Nothoprocta perdicaria, 722 nucleotides. It is a transcript of the gene CD83, whose product is annotated as CD83 molecule. The transcript has 5 exons. The record is from RefSeq and is a predicted model, not a curated record. Bases 25 to 681 code for a protein of 218 amino acids. Lineage: Eukaryota; Metazoa; Chordata; Aves; Tinamiformes; Tinamidae.
UGCUGCCCUGUGAUUUAAGUCGGCAUGUCUUUGAUAGCCUCUGCUCGGCUCUUCAUCCUGUGCAACGUCUGGUGCUCGAUCCAUGGGGCUUCUGUGGCUGUGCCAGAUGUUGCUGUGAGAUGUGCUGAAGAAGUGCUGCUGCCUUGUAACGCUCACUGGGACUCCACAGCCACCUACCAGACCGUGUCUUGGUAUAAAAUGGCUGAACACGGUGAAGGAAGAGCGUGGAAAGUCCUGGAUUUGGACGCUCCUUACGCGGACGAGCUCGGUGACUCCCUGGAGCUCGCCAACGACACGCUCUUCUCCCUGAGGAUCAGGAAUGCUUCGAGCCGCAGCAGCGGGACGUACAGGUGCACUGUGCGGGAGCCAAGCGGAGCACGCAAUCUCAGUGGCACAGUCACGUUGAGAGUAUCAGGUUGCCCUGGAAUACUAGGAGAUGAGAAACUGAAAAAAUACAAAACAGAGCUUUUGAUGCUGACUUGCCUUGGGAUUUUUUACUUACUGCUCAUCUUUUUCACAUGUACAUGUCUAAGAAAAGAUAGUAUGUCUCCCAAUUAUCAUAAAAACAGAACGGAUGUGAAACACAUGCUCACCCUCAUCAGUGCACGUGAGACGACAACUUUCCAGGAUUUAAACAGUGACAGCACGUACAAGAAUCAGCUUACUUCCAUUUCGGUCUAAGCUGAUGUCGUUGACGGCACUGGGGGCUCAUCAGUAACCAA